UCGCCGGCGCCCCUAGUGCUGGACGAGGAUGAACAUGGCGAUGUGGGUCGCAAUCUCAAUGUACAGGAGGAGGAUGAGGAGGAGGAGGAGGAUGAAGAGAACCGGGUGGCCAAGGUGCCUACCGUGCGACUGCGAUUUAAAUACGGCCUCUUUUACGAUCUGACUGCCAAAAAUAACGCCGUACGGAUUAAUCAGUUGUUUGAACAGGCCCGAUGGUCUAUUGUUACGGAGGCGGUUGAGUGCACCAAUGAGGAGGCCGCAAUGUUUGCAGCGCUGGCUCUUCAAGAGAAGUAG
This is a messenger RNA of Dibothriocephalus latus, 294 nucleotides long. The record is from the annotation of a GenBank genome assembly. NCBI's taxonomy places the organism in Eukaryota, Metazoa, Platyhelminthes, Cestoda, Diphyllobothriidea, Diphyllobothriidae.